Molecule: messenger RNA, 285 nt
Organism: Aspergillus melleus
Lineage: Eukaryota; Fungi; Ascomycota; Eurotiomycetes; Eurotiales; Aspergillaceae
Exons: 2
Coding region: 1-285 (94 amino acids)
Source: RefSeq, a predicted model, not a curated record
AUGGGCAUCGCCAACUCAAUCAUCAGCAGGGCCUUUCGAAAGGAUCCCCGCAAGUGUCUUCUUUGCUCUCUACGGGGUCGCGCUUUCACCAUCCCGGAUCUGCAGGCCACCUUUGCUCAUUGGCCCCAAAGGAUCAAUCCCGAGGUCGACCGUCUUGCAGAUGCCGUUGGUGAAAGGCUAGAUCUGUACUUCCCACGGGGAAAAAUUGGGCUCAAGAUGCAGGAAGCAGGGGUGUUUGCGUGGGAUGACGGUAACGAUGCCCCCAUAUCCUUGAUCGAGUCGUGA